ACGCCUCGAGGCAUAAUUAAAAGGUUAUAGCCCUGAAGUCAAAGAUAAUUAUGGCCAGCAACAUUUCAAAGGGUGAUAAUGCAGAGCACUAUAAGAGAGUGAGCUCCUGCUAUGACAGCAUGUACUCUGACAACCUAGCAGCUAAAGUGAGCAUCAUAAACCGUCAGCUGCAGUUCACCUCUGGUGACACUGUCCUAGACAUUGGAGGAGGGACGGCAGGAAUGAGUCAGCGGCUGUGGAAAACGCACAAUCUCAAGGCACCUGUACUUUGUGUGGACCCAUCGGAUGCGAUGCUGCAAAUAGCCCGAGGGAAGAUGGGAGUGGAGACGAUUAAGGCGACAGCUGAAGAGUUCUUUGUAAAUUAUUCCGACAGAAAAGUUUUCAGCAAGAUUCUUAUGAUUAGUUGUUACCACCACUUCAAAGAUCCUGGCUUGGUGUUUGAGGGCGUUGCUAGGCUACUAUCUGAUGAUGGUGUUUGUUUGGUGACUCACGCUGAAUAUGAACCUCUUUUGUUCUCACGACUAGGAAAGCUACUGGAUAUUGACUACAGCCAGAUUGCUAAGCAUGCUGAAGCUAAUGGUCUCAAAGCUCAAAUAACGUCUGAUAGUGAAGUGCGGGAAGUAACUAAAGAGUCGUGCUUCAGUUUUCUGAGAAAUCGUAUGUUCUCCAUUCUCAAUGAAUUCACAGAUAGUGAGAUAGAAGAAGGAAUUAAAGAACUGGACCAAAGAUACGAUGGUGAUACAGUACAAGCUGCUUACGAGUUCACCAUAGCUACUAUAACGAAGUAGUAGUAUCAUUCUGCCAUUCUGGUAUAUAUUAUUAUUGUUUUGUAUUUGGUAACUUUUA
Messenger RNA from Halichondria panicea, 846 nucleotides. RefSeq lists its product as uncharacterized. The coding region runs from base 51 to 788 and encodes 245 amino acids. The record is from RefSeq and is a predicted model, not a curated record. NCBI's taxonomy places the organism in Eukaryota, Metazoa, Porifera, Demospongiae, Suberitida, Halichondriidae. The transcript has 2 exons.